Ctenopharyngodon idella (grass carp) is the source of this 3256-nucleotide messenger RNA. RefSeq names its product non-SMC condensin II complex, subunit H2 (gene ncaph2). NCBI's taxonomy places the organism in Eukaryota, Metazoa, Chordata, Actinopteri, Cypriniformes, Xenocyprididae. Gene Ontology annotation, cellular component: nucleus; condensin complex. The record is from RefSeq and is a predicted model, not a curated record. The coding region runs from base 1028 to 2806 and encodes 592 amino acids. Gene Ontology annotation, biological process: mitotic sister chromatid separation; meiotic chromosome condensation. Gene Ontology annotation, molecular function: chromatin binding. The transcript is spliced from 21 exons.
ACUUUUACUAGGAAUACAACUGGGGUAUCUUGCAUGCUAUUAUUGAUUAACUUGCUUAAAUGCUUUCACCAUUAACAGACUUCUAAAGUUUUCGGUUAAGCAUGUUUUCCUAAUAUUAUGACCUGUUCAUAAAAUCUAAGUCUGCAUGGUUUUCAUCUCCUCCUCAUGAUCAAGGUCUCAUACAAGCCAGUUUGGACAGGAAAACUUCCACAAUGACUCACAACUACACUAACAAGCAGUCACCGAGAAUUCUGAAUAUGCUAACUUAAAGGGGACCUAUUAUGCCCCUUUUCACAAGAUGUAAUAUAAGUCUCUGGUGUCCCCAGAAUGUGUCUGUGAAGUUUCAGCUCAAAAUCACCCACAGAUCAUUUAUUAUAGCUUGUCAAAAUUGCCCCUAUUUGGGUGUGAGCAAAAACAUGUCGUUUUUGUGUGUGUCCCUUUAAAUGCAAAUGAGCUGCUGCUCCCAGUCCCCUUUCCAGAAGAGGGUGGAGCUUUAACAGCUUGCGCUUCGGUUGCUCAACAACAACAAAGCUGGAGAAUCUCACGCAGCCAAAAUGACGAUUGUCAGUAAUGGUGUUCUGCCUUACAUUGUUCAAACCGGAGUUGGACACUGAUGGAGAAACUCAGGAAGAUGAUACGACUUUCAGAAUGCAUCUGGACUUUUCUGAACGACAAUCCAUUGAAAAUCCCAGCCUGAAUAAAUGGAGACCUUACAAAGAAUGGUUAAAGAAGUUGAAAUUCUGGCUGCCUUAUAGCCUCCUCUUCUGGUCAUCGAAGAAAGCAUAGAGGAGACAGACGAUACGCCUCCAGGCCGGCAGGGGGCAGCGGUUCAGCAGACAUCCGGUUUGACGUCACGCACGCGGCAAAAACAAAUAUGACGUACGCGCGGCUUUUCACCAAAGUGUAGAUUUUUAUUAUUUUUUUGCAUACUUUAGUGACACAAACGAUAUUAUUUUCAGAAAUACACAAGUAAGAGGAUAUUUCAGUUUAGCAGCCGUUGUUUAUUCGCAUACUAAAGGUCAAGUACAUGGUCAUGGAUUCUGCAGAGACGAGAUAUGCCCAUCUUCUGCAACCCCUGCGGGACCUCACCAAGAACUGGGACAUUGACCUGGCCAGCCAGCUCGGAGAGUAUCUUGAGGAGCUGGACCAGAUGACCAUUUCAUUUGAUGGUGGGAAAACCAUGAUGAACUUUGCAGAGGCUGCACUUUUAAUUCAAGGAUCAACAUGCAUCUAUGGCAGAAAGGUGGAGCUCCUUCACACUCUAGUGUUUCAAACAUUGGACUACAUCUCUAACAAAAACAAGAAACGUGAUAAACAAGGUUCUUCAUCAGAUGGAAACCAAGAAAAAGCCCCUUCAGGCAAUGAAGGUGACGAUUGUGAGUUUGAUGAGAUUGAACAGGAUGAGAAUGUCAACUCUCAGAAUAUAACGAUGAAAGAUCCAACAGAGCCAGUGAAGAUUAUCCGUCUCCCUCCUGAAUCUCUCAUUCCUGCAGAAUCACAUGAGAAGCAGAAAUACCCCCUUCUCAGUCUUAAAGGGGAGCUUCUUGGCAGCUGUAAGGAUUUCCGGAUUAAUAAUUUCACCAUGGAUGAAGCUGGAUUAAUGCGUCUGGGCUCUUCCCAUGCUCACUUCCUCAAGGAGGUUGCAGAAAUCCAGUACAACUUCUCUGUACAUGCACCUGUGUCCUUACAGACAGGUGUUGCUGAGGUUGAUGGUGGUUACAAUGAAGAAGACUGUGGCGCUGAGGUUCUUCCUCCACUGGAAGAUCAUGGGAUGGAGGUGGAGUCCGAGGAGUGGGUGGAAAGGCAUCAGGCUCCCAGUGAGGGGAGGAUGCUGAGACCGAGACCUGCAGAACAGCCAAUUUCACAGGAAUCUAAGCAGCCCAAGGAAAUUGUGGACCCUUGGAAAUGGCAUGACUCAUAUGCUGUUUUUGGGGAGGACAAACCUCUCAAAACAGGCAAGUGUUAUAAAGUGCCGGCAGGUCUUGAAGAGUCUGGAAAAAGGAAGCGGAAGGGUCCUUCAAAACUGCAGGACUUUGGCAGCUGGUACUCUAAAGUCUUUGAGACUGCAGAUCGCAAGCUUAAAAAUGGACCUACUUAUCCUGACCUUAAUUACAUCUUUGUGAGUAAAAUGGAUCAGCGUCUGAAAAUACAGAAGCAGAUUCUCAGGAAAAGGGGUGUUUUCGUCUCCGAUGAGGAGUUAAAGAAAACUUACUUGGAACCAGAGAAUAUUGAGGACCAGGUCGAGGUGGUCCGGCAUCCAGAUGUAGAGGGUGAGGACUUUUCAGAUCAGGAACAUGACAACUUGGUUGAUGAACUUGAACCUGCGGAGCACCUUGGAGAACAGGAGCAAAUAUUCCAAGACUUGCAUAUGAGCCGGAUGAGUUAUGAAGAUCUGGUCAAAAAGAGUGUGGAUCUGUUUCUGGUGAACUCUCAGAAGUAUGCACAGGAGACGGCGUUAUCUCGAAGAGUCAAGGAGUGGGAGGAUGGAAUCAAUCCUCAUCUUGCUGCCCAGGAGACCUGUCCUGCUUUCGAUAUUCACGAGUAUGGAGGCAGAAUUGUCCAGGCACUCUCUAGCGUGGGGGUGAAAAAAUCAUUUGCCUUCGUUGUCAAAGGCAAGGAGAACACAGAAGCCUGCAGAUACAUGCUGGCUGCGCUACAGCUGGCCAAUGAUUACACAGUGGAGAUUGACAAGAAGGAGGGACUUGAAGACAGCGUAGAUACAAUGGAACUCACAUUACUGACUACACAGAGGGCUCAUGAACGUCUCAAAACCUACAACGCACCUUCUGCUACAGAUAUUCCCUGACCUUUUACUUUUGUUUAUUGCUUAUCUCUUACCUUUGGCCCCAAACAAGCUAUUUAUCACAGACAACAUCCAAGAGAUAAAAAACACAAAGACUUUCUAUGCUUUUCUAUUCUAGGCCCUUUUAGUCUGGUAAUUCAAACAGGUAUACUGAUAUUAAGCACUGAACUUGCAUUUGAAUUUGGUCUUUAAACAUGCACGGAUGAAUUUGAGUCCCGAGUUGAAGAAAUAACAGGUGUUUUGACAAACUGCUAUGCAAAUGAGACCUGCUUUUCAUUUUAAAAAGCCAAUGUCAUAUUUCAUGUCUAAAAUUAUGAUAAAAGUCUGUUCAGAUGCAUUUUCUGGACACUUUUCAACUCCAAGUAAACUGCAUGUCUGUACAGUGUCAAAGCCAUUUUUAUAUAAUUAUCAAAGAAUUACACAUAAAAAUAAAAAUAGUGCUGGAAAGAAGUA